This is a messenger RNA of Salvia miltiorrhiza (redroot sage), 1001 nucleotides long. RefSeq names its product 40S ribosomal protein S8. Gene Ontology annotation, biological process: translation; maturation of SSU-rRNA from tricistronic rRNA transcript (SSU-rRNA, 5.8S rRNA, LSU-rRNA). NCBI's taxonomy places the organism in Eukaryota, Viridiplantae, Streptophyta, Magnoliopsida, Lamiales, Lamiaceae. Gene Ontology annotation, molecular function: structural constituent of ribosome. The coding region runs from base 174 to 830 and encodes 218 amino acids. The record is from RefSeq and is a predicted model, not a curated record. The transcript is spliced from 5 exons. Gene Ontology annotation, cellular component: ribosome; cytosolic small ribosomal subunit.
CCCUUCACCCAAACGACGUCGUCAAGGGAGGGAUAUAUUUAUAAUUUACUCCAGUUAGGGUUUUUGCUUCGAGUAUAAAUCCCCAGCCACCCGCUAUACUUAUUCUUCUAUUUGCUGGCCGCCUCUUCCGUCAUUGCUUAACGUCGGAACCCUAGAAUCCCCAAUCGUCAAUCAUGGGUAUCUCACGGGAUUCAAUGCACAAGAGACGUGCAACUGGAGGAAAGAAGAAGGCAUGGAGGAAGAAGCGAAAGUAUGAGCUCGGAAGACAACCGGCUAACACAAAGUUGUCGAGCAACAAGACAGUGCGCAGGGUGAGAGUUCGAGGAGGUAAUGUGAAGUGGCGUGCCUUGAGGUUGGAUACAGGAAACUAUUCUUGGGGUAGUGAAGCUGUAACCAGAAAGACCCGUAUUUUGGAUGUGGUUUACAAUGCAUCAAACAAUGAACUGGUUAGAACACAGACUUUGGUGAAAGGUGCCAUUGUUCAAGUUGAUGCUGCACCAUUCAAGCAGUGGUACCUGCAGCACUAUGGAGUUGAAAUUGGCCGCAAGAAGAAGGCUGCUGCCAAGAAGGAAGGAGAGGAGACAACUGAGGCUGCUACUGAAGAAGUAAAGAAGAGCAACCAUGUUCAAAGAAAACUAGAAAAGCGUCAGCAGGAUCGAAAGAUCGACACACAUAUUGAAGAACAAUUUGGUGGUGGUCGUCUGUUGGCAGCCAUUUCCUCUCGUCCUGGCCAGUGCGGCCGCUGCGAUGGGUAUAUUUUGGAGGGCAAGGAAUUGGAGUUCUACAUGAAGAAACUUCAGAGGAAGAAAGGAAAGGGUGCCAGCGCUUAAAUUUUGCCUUGAGUUCAUUCAAAGAUGCAUUUUGGUGCAAACAUUUAAUUGUCUUUUCAUCGCCUUUCUAUGUAAUGUGCCGAACCAGAAGAGGUUUUUUAGAGUUGCUUUGAACUUGAAAUUGUUAUACACUGUUGAUUUCGUGAUAUUUAAGUUUUAGAUGGUUUUUUA